UACAAGCCUAGUUUCUGUUUCUUCCAUUGUUCUUUGGUCUUCUUUCUCCAACCUUGUCUCUCUGCAUUUUUGUUGCUUUGAGUGUGUAUUGUUGUGCUGUGCUUUUUGUGGACCGAAUUGCCCCUACUCAGAGAUGAUUGAAUUUCGAAGAAAUUUCAAAGCUGGGCUUUGCUGAAGUGCUUUUACUUGAAUUGAACAUCCCUCUCUCUAUGGGAUUUGUCUGCUGCAUUUGAGUCUCCUUGUAAAUAGAAUGAUUCUCACAAAGCAAUACCGAUGUGUACAUUCAGCUAGUUGUCAAUGCACUAAGGGGCAUGUAAGUGAAGAUGUGAUAUUCUUGGUGUUUCAGCAUUUGAAUUGGAACCCCAAGCUAAUUGCUGCUCUGUCAUGUGUGUGCAAAUGGUUUGAUGAUCUUUCGAAGCAAGUUCUAUGGAAAGAGUUUUGCAAAACGAGAGCUCCAAAGAUGAUGCUUGAUCUGCAAUCUAGUGGAAGCCACAGUGUUGAUGGGAACUGGAGGGCUCUAGGGAAGCUUCUUAUAUUCUGUUCAGGUUGCAGGCAGGGUGGUUUGUUCAAUAACGUUCAGGUUCCUGGUCAUUUUGUUAAUAAGACUCGAUUUUCUAGAACAUCAGGAAAGAGCUUUCUCAUGCCACAAUGCAUAAAUGAUGUUUUGUAUGUGUCUGAUCCUUGUGAACAUAUUGGACAAAGUGAAGAGGGUGAUUUAGGAUUCUUCAGAGGAAUUUUCAAGUCGUUUGCAUCGUCAAAUGUCAAGAGGAUGCUUAUUAACAGAGGUGCACAGCUCCAUCAAACCGAGAUUUGCCCGUAUUGUAAGGCAAAGCUGUGGAGCAUGCUGCAGGCUAAUAUGAUUCCACAAACUGCUAGUUGCAGGUUGGGUUCCUAUGAAGAUUAUAUUGAGUAUUACGUGUGCCUUAAUGGUCACUUGCUUGGGGUCUGCACAUUGUUACCAUUGUCUGAUUCAGAAGAUGUGUCUGAGGAGUAAGAUAUUAAUGACUCAGGUUGGCAUUGAAUUCUCCAAUGAGAUUUGGUUGAACACACUGAUGGUCUACUCAAGAAGGGUAAAAUUCUGCUCAGCAACUGCUGAAAUGUUCCAUUAUGAUUCAAAACCUCUAUAUUCCAUUAUGCUUCUUCAUGUUGCUGUCUCAACCCAAGCCGGCAUUUUUCACUGAUUAUUAUAAAUAUUGGCAACAAUUUGUUUUUAAUGAAUCAACUAGAAGGUAGUUACUGAUAACUAUGUGGUAUACCCGUGUAUAUUGAUGUGUGGAUAUUUGACCUGGGUGACAGAUUUGGUUGUGCAAUGAUUCAUACUUGUUAAGAAUUAUUUUGAUUUAGUAGCAUUUUCCAAUUCAAAUUCA
Messenger RNA from Glycine soja, 1367 nucleotides. RefSeq names its product EID1-like F-box protein 2. Bases 251 to 994 code for a protein of 247 amino acids. Gene Ontology annotation, molecular function: protein binding. The record is from RefSeq and is a predicted model, not a curated record. The transcript is spliced from 4 exons. NCBI's taxonomy places the organism in Eukaryota, Viridiplantae, Streptophyta, Magnoliopsida, Fabales, Fabaceae.